AUGAGUUUUGUUUUCCGCGGGACCAGAGCUGAAUUAGAUUUAGAAAAUGGCUUUCCUGGAUUCGUCCCUGAGCGCCGAGCAAUGCGAGUUCAUCCGACUCGGCCGGUUAAUUCCAACUCGCUUGUAUUCCUCGUCACAGUUCUAUUGUUGUUCAUGAUAUUGAACUCACACCAAAUGCCUCCCAAUUUCCUGCUAUGGCUGGUGCUUGGGGUAUUUUUGAUGGCCACAAUCUUGAGGAUGUAUGCAACUUGUCAACAACUGCAAGCUCAGGCGCAAGCUCAUGCUGCCAUUGCCAGCGGGCUACUUGGCCAUACCGAGUUAAGGUUGCAUAUGCCACCAUCCAUAGCUCUCGCAACCAGGGGACGUCUACAGGGCCUCAGACUCCAGCUUGCUCUCCUUGAUAGAGAAUUUGACGACCUAGAUUAUGAGACUUUGAGAGCACUGGAUUCUGAUGUUGUUCCCACCACAUCAAUGAGUGAGGAAGAGAUAAAUGCCCUUCCUGUUCAUAAUUAUAAGAUUUCUGGUCCUCAGAUCUCGGUUCCUUUAGUGCAACAAGCAUCAUCGUCCAUUCCUACGGAGCCAAAGCAGCAGCAGGAGACAUCAAAUAGGUUUGGUAGCUUGAAGGCUUCAGAAGAUGAACUUACUUGCAGUGUAUGCUUGGAGCAAGUGGAUGUUGGAGAAGUCAUACGUACCCUCCCAUGCCUGCAUCAGUUCCAUGCCAUUUGUAUUGACCCAUGGUUGAGGCAACAGGGAACAUGCCCAGUUUGCAAAUACAGGGCAGGAUCCAGCUGGGCUGAAAAUGAACAAGCUCUGGAUGCUGCAUACAUGGUUUAG
Messenger RNA from Linum trigynum, 834 nucleotides. The record is from the annotation of a GenBank genome assembly. Lineage: Eukaryota; Viridiplantae; Streptophyta; Magnoliopsida; Malpighiales; Linaceae.